UAUGGCUUUUUGACUGAGUGGACAACCAGACUUUCUGGUAGGAUAUCGAUGUGUGUGUGUACUUAGACCAGUUUUAUUAAUGAAUAUUAUUCACGAACGAUGCGUACAUGCAGUAAUUAUUGUAUGUUGAAGGCGUGACGGUGAAUCAACAAGGAUUCAGUGUCGAGGUGUUGUUAAGGGAGAUUUUUGACAGUACCCUUGUUCAAGGAAAAGCAAAUGGAUAACUGCGUUGUUGGAGAACAGGAUUAUACACAAGAAAGGGCCUGGGACAAAAAAAGCGGACACUCAUGACCCAUAAAGGGUGCACUUACCUAUAAAGAAAUAUCUAUCCUGUGUGGAUACCGGCAUUGCUUUCAGGAGGAUUUAUUAAAAUGAGAAGUUGAUACAUACAUUUUUAAUGACGUCUGAAUUUGUGCAAAAUCUUGAAAACAGAAUGAACUUUUACAAGCACAUGCAGGACCGCCGCCGUCGAAAGUUGCCUUACGUUCAGCGGCAUAGGUCCCAGCAAUUGCACAGCUUCUGGCCCACAUUUCGCGGAGCGCUAGCAUGGAUGCGCAAGAACCAGGAGACUCUGAACACGGCGAUAAGCCUCCUUGACAUCUACCCAAGUCUUAUACAGGACAGUUGUAUGGACGUAUUCUGGGAGUUCCUCAAACCCUACGUUGUAUCCGACGACACUAAAAAAAUCAAGAAAGUGCCUCUCGACAAAACGGACGACCGGAAGUCCCGUAGGGGUCAGAGUACAGCCAAGGUCAAACCUCCACCUAUUCCGAUCAUUUCUGUUACAAACGACCUUGAUGAUGAUAUUGAUGAUCUGAUAAAAGAUUCUGAUUUCAAUCAGAGAAAAACGAAACUUUAUAUCAGUGGUCAGUCGCAGUCUGAUGUUCUUAUGUCCCCAUUUUCUAAACUGACAUCUGAACUGAAAGAGGAAUACAGCAUUCAAGCUAAAGUGCCCAGCAACUAUUCCGCGCACAAGCUUUGUCAAUCGUUGUCAGACUGUGAAAUCUUCUUAUUUUUAAUGAGCCAAGAGAGUGUUUUUAAUCCAUCUAGCUACCGCGAUCUCUCCGCUGCCUGGACAAUGGACAUUCCGACAGUGUUCGUGAAACCGCCAGGGUUCAAAUUGCCGAGCCCUCUGCCAGAUUCUGUGAUCAUGUACACAUUUGAAAAUCAAAUCAAAUCAAACAGACGUAGAUGUGCUGAUAAGUUUUCGCAUAGUGUCACGCCAUCGUUGGGGAGUAAUUUGAGGUCGGACCAAAGACAAGCAAGCGCGUUACCAAGUCUUCGGCCACUUUCCGCCCAAGAGGUCAGUUCUUACAGGAAGCAUCCGCUCGUCCACCGCGAUUCCUGUGACAUCGUUCUCAUGCUCAUCAACGGCUACCGGAAUGCCACAGUGUGGGAUCCCAUCAACCAGGACCAAUCCUUAAACGACAUAAAAAGGAAAAUUGAAAAAAAUAUUUAUAAAAUGGACACACCAGUUCCAUCCCCCACUCCAGAUGUUACUUCAGCAGGUAUGUUUGUGGUCGGGGAAGAAACACGCAAACAUGACCUAAAACACAACGCUGGAAACCUUUUAGCGGUACCAAACUAUAACAUUCAUUCUCCUCUUAACAUCAGCCUCGAUGACCUGUCUGUCGACCAUGACAUACAGACACCUAUCAGUCCGUCUCCCUUGUACCAAAGUCUGUCCGACCCCGAAGAGGUCACAAGUCCUGUGGAGAAGGAGACGUUUUAUGUCGUUUUCAAGGACCGCCAUUCUCCUGGAAAUGUUGUGAAAUGGCCACCUACCGACGAUCAGGUCAUGGUUGAUGACGUCUUCGCUGAUUCCCCUCUCAGUUUCAAAGAUGUCGAUCUAACUCUGGAUAUGAGGAAUGAACUUGAAACAUCAGACUGCGAGUCGUCAGCAGGGGCCCUAUAGACUGUGGGAAGGAGGGGCGACGAGGAGGAACAAUUGCCAGGAUGUUCGCUUGUCACGUGAAACCUCGUUAAUCCGGACGGUAACUGUUCGGAUUAACGAAACUCACGUGCCAAUGGUACAGAGAAAUGUCCUUUGUAUAUUUUUAGAUGUUCCCAACAGUAAUCGCUUGGAAAGCAGGCUUUUUCAGAUUAACGAAGGUCCCAUGUUUUUAGUGCCUUGUGUGAAAAUGAGUCAUUUUAUCAAAUCAUGAAACGGAUUGAUAUACCUAUACAAGACUUUGUGUUUACACAUCUUCCGGAGGCAAGAGAGUUAACUGACUACAAAAAUCCAGUUUCUACCCUUGUCGAACUUGGGUGGAAUUUCGUGGCUCGAUCGUAGAACCAACCACCAGUGACUAUUACGAGUUAUGUCCCUCCUACUGACUAAUCAGAAUCCACCUAUAAUACUAUUUGUAUUUGCUUCAAACAAAAUUGCGGCGCCCAGUCAAGACUAUCUGAUCGAUAACCAAGACCUAUAUUGUAAAAAAGGCGUCUUACCUCGCGAAGUGCAUCAAAUUACAUGAGAACCUUGAUUAAAAAUAUGAAAUAAUUUGGAAAAUAUCUGUCAACGCAGAGUUGAUGGUACACAUGCCUUUGAAAUCCUGCAAUCAACCGAAAUCUGCAUGUCAGCAUACGAACUCGGUGUCGUUUUCAUUGGAUUAUACAUAGACUCGUUAGUCCAGCCAAAAUAUAACUCCAUAAUUCCAGCCAAGUUCGGCAAGGGCGCAAACUGGACUUUUAUAGUCAGUUAACUCCCUUGUCUCGGGAAGAUGAUGUUCGAACGAUUUGGAUCAACAAUGCUGGGACUGCCAACUUAGCCGAACCUAACUCCUAUUUUAAAUGUUCCUAACAGGAUUUAGAAGCUAAUGACAUUCAGUCCACAUUGGACAUAGUAACUGCUAUAGUAAUAUUAUAAAAUAAGAAUGUGUGUUCGUGUCUAUGCAACCGUUCUGUGAUGGUUAUCUAGGUUAUGUAAUGAACAUGGGUUUGCUCCUAUUCAUUUUCUCAUAGUCUUCUAUUCUAUUCUAAUAUUAUUAAUAUAAAGUAAUGAUUGGUGUAUUGUAAGGACUAAAUUGUAUAAAAGGUUGGUAAGCAAACAUAUGUUCAUAAACCAAUACUGAGAACUACGAUUCCUUAUAGUUAACUCAUUAAGAGACCUUGUGUUACCCCCUGUGAAGAUCCGGGUUGGUAUUGCGCUUUAGCAACCCAUGCGACUAACGGGAUCGCGUGGUCAGGCUCGCUGAUUUAACUGAUGCCAGUCAUCGUAUCCCAACUGCGUAGAUCGGUGCACAUGAUGUCCAUCGCUGGAGUGUUUGGUGUCCAUUCUCAGUCGAGGUCUAGAUGUCGAAAUAAUAGUGUCCUGUGUGAAACCUGGUGUACUUGUCAGCUGCAAGAUUGAUACACGUAAUAAACAAAUAGUUUGUGUAUAAACAAAGUGGUAAGCUUCUACAUGUUUCCUUGUUCUGUAAAACCUACACACAACCCUUUGGCCUAUGGCGACAACUCGGUGUGCAGUUACACGCUCAUGCUAAAUUUCAUUAUUUUGACUUUGCCAAUCCGAGAAGUUCAGAUUUAUAAGCAUAAAAACAAAUCUGCAAGAAGGGAAGCACAAUUGGUGCACAUGGGGAAUGCCUAUUUCUUGCCUAAAGGUCUUACUCUCAAAG
This is a messenger RNA of Haliotis rufescens (red abalone), 3617 nucleotides long. RefSeq lists its product as uncharacterized. Lineage: Eukaryota; Metazoa; Mollusca; Gastropoda; Lepetellida; Haliotidae. The transcript has 2 exons. The record is from RefSeq and is a predicted model, not a curated record. Bases 398 to 1915 code for a protein of 505 amino acids.